AUGACAGAGGUUUCUGGUCAGAGGAUGGAGGUCCAGGACGGAGUAGAGCUCUGUUUUCCUCAACUCCUCAACACCUCCUGCAGGAAAGCAACACCUCACCGGUUUGAAGAUGUACUUCUGAACACUGUGAUGUCGUCCUUGUCUGUGCUCAUUGUUGUUCUCAACCUGCUCGUCAUCAUCUCAGUCUCCCACUUCAGGCAACUCCACACACCCACUAACAUCCUCCUGCUCUCUCUAGCUGUCUCUGACUUUCUUGUGGGCCUCCUAUUGCUGCUGGGAGAAACUUACCGACAAACACAGUGCUGGUUUCUUGGGGACCUGCUUUGUUCUCUUUAUUUUUUUGUGGUCUAUUUUGUUUUCAGUACUUCAGUAGGAGACAUGGUGCUUAUAUCAAUUGACCGUUAUGUUGCUAUUUGUCAUCCUCUGCAUUAUCCCACCAGAGUCACUGUGACAAAAGCCAGACUGUGUGUUCUUUUGUGUUGGUUCUGUUCUGUUUUUUACAGUGGUUUUGUUUUUAAGGAUGCCCUGAAUCAACCAGGCAUAAAUAAUUCCUGCGAUGGAGAAUGUAUCGUUGUUAUCAGUUAUAUUGCAGAUGUUGUUGAUCUAGCUGUAAACUUUAUUAUCCCAGUCACGGCCAUUAUACUUCUAUAUAUGAGAAUAUUUGUGGUGGCUGUGUCUCAGGCUCAUGCCAUGCGCUCUCACACUGCAGCUGUCACACAUCAGCAAUCAGUGACACUAAGUAAAAGGAAAUCUGAGUUGAAAGCAGCCAGGACUCUGGGUGUUCUUGUACUUGUGUUUCUAAUAUGUUUCUGCCCAUUUUACUGUGUCUCCAUUGCAGGGAUAAGCCCUUAUACUGCAAAUCUUGUGUUUUUAAUGUUUUAUUUGAACUCCUGUCUAAACCCUCUGAUCUAUGCCCUGUUUUAUCCCUGGUUUAGAAAGGCUGUGAAACAUAUUGUGACUCUGCAGAUACUGCAGCCUGGUUCCUGUGAGGUCAGUAUGUUGUAG
Messenger RNA from Acanthochromis polyacanthus (spiny chromis), 1005 nucleotides. Its product is annotated as trace amine-associated receptor 13c-like. Bases 1 to 1005 code for a protein of 334 amino acids. Gene Ontology annotation, biological process: G protein-coupled receptor signaling pathway. The record is from RefSeq and is a predicted model, not a curated record. The transcript has 2 exons. Lineage: Eukaryota; Metazoa; Chordata; Actinopteri; Pomacentridae. Gene Ontology annotation, molecular function: trace-amine receptor activity. Gene Ontology annotation, cellular component: membrane.